UUUCAAAUUUCCAAACCAAAACAAAAUAUGGAAAGCGACAUAUUUCGGACUGUUCUGAUCACAGGUCCACCCGGAGUGGGUAAAACCACGUUGGUUCGAAGGAUCUGUUCAAAGCUAAGUGAAAAGAAUCACUUAUUGAAAGGAUUCUACACAGAGGAAGUGCGCGAAGAUAGCCAAGGCCAACGGAUUGGAUUCGAUGUGGUUACUCUAACGGGAAAACGUGGGGUCCUGGCACGAAUCACCAACCCAGAAGAGACUGAUAAGCGACACCCCAAAGUGGGAAAGUACUCGGUGUUUGUCCAGGAGUUUGAGAACCUCGCAUUGCCACAACUGGACAUCAGGGAUGAUGGAGCAAAGCCUGGACUCCUGGUCAUCGAUGAAGUGGGCAAAAUGGAGAUGUUUAGCAAGCGAUUUGAGUCGACCAUCGAUGAUCUCAUACAGAAGAAACAAAUUCCUCUAGUGAUCACAAUACCCGAAAAUAGCUCCUUGAAGUUGGUGGAGCGGUUGAGGAAGUCGCCCAGAUCGAUGCUUUUCCAGGUGAACAAAUCUAACAGGGAUUCGCUUGCGGAAAAGAUCCCAGAUCUAAUCACAAAGUCAAUGCUGGUAACAUAAUAAACAUGCUUGUCUGUGUUUUAUUAGUGCCUAAA
Molecule: messenger RNA, 647 nt
Organism: Drosophila serrata
Lineage: Eukaryota; Metazoa; Arthropoda; Insecta; Diptera; Drosophilidae
Product: cancer-related nucleoside-triphosphatase
Molecular function (GO): ATP hydrolysis activity
Source: RefSeq, a predicted model, not a curated record